GCAACGACCCGCUGACGAACAAUAUGUUCUGCAGGCACCGAUGACACUAGCCUUUCUCCCACCGCCGCUGCUAAUACACAUGGCGACACUGCCGCACCAGAGUGGUCCUCUGCUGUUGGACAUGCGGCAACUGGAAAGUCUGGUCGUGUGAUACACAACCUGCAGGAGGAUAUUGCACGCCUGACGAGGGAAUGCAGCCUAUACCGGUCCCGAGCCGAAGAGGCCCAGCGGAAUAAUGAAGCGCUCAAGACACAACUACAAAAUAUGACGGAACGUGUCCGGAAUCUGGAGCUCUCCCACGAGGCGAAUCUACAUUCUAUUUCGCGGAAAGAUAGGAAGAUCGAGGAGCUGAGGAGUGAAUUACAAAGCGAGAGAGACAGACGGGAGAACGCGGAGGGAGAGACACGCAAGAUUCAUCAGAUUAUGGCGGAUUCUCGCGACGACUUCAACCGCAAGUGCGCAGAACUCCAGGAGAUAGCGAACUACUCCCAGACGCAGUAUGACGUCCUCGCGAAAUCCGGAAAGCGAGACAAGGCAGAAACGCAGAAGAAGCUGAACAGUAUCCGGGAGGAUUUUGCGGAUCUUCAACGCCAAAAUGACGAGAAAGAUAUUCAACUCCAGCGACUAGAUGUUAUAAUGGCCCAGAAGAACCGAGAGAUUGAGACCGCUACAGAGCGUACACAGCAACUCCUUGAGUCAUAUGAAGCCUAUAGGAAGGAGAAUGACCAAGAACUGAGAGGAUUGAUCGAGAAGGGCCAUCAGAAGGAUAAGAUUAUCGAUGAGGCGCUUGCUUCGCUCAAAGAGACCGAAGCAAAAAUGAAAUGGACCAUCCAGGUCAAAAAAGAGGUUAAGGGAGCCGAAUGAACAGAGUGGAAGAAUCUCCGUUGAAUUGGGAUUCCGUUCCCUAAACCUUAUUUCGCCCUUUUUACUGUGUGACCAAUAUCGACAAA
This is a messenger RNA of Paecilomyces variotii, 950 nucleotides long. RefSeq lists its product as hypothetical. Bases 265 to 864 code for a protein of 199 amino acids. The transcript has a single exon. NCBI's taxonomy places the organism in Eukaryota, Fungi, Ascomycota, Eurotiomycetes, Eurotiales, Thermoascaceae. The record is from RefSeq and is a predicted model, not a curated record.